ACGCAGACCUUGACUUCAUGAUUCAAGGUUAUGGCAGCCGUAGUUGCUACGCUGUGGACUGAAGGUACUGUCAAUGUCAAAUAAUAGGGAAAAUAUCUGAGCUUUUGAGGGCAAUUUAAACAGAGCAUUUGGCUAUUUUCUUCCCAAUCUCUGCAACGCCAAAAUGCCAGUUUUUCUCAUCCUAUUUCAGUGACUUAUAGAAACUACCAUGGAUAAUCGUUCAAUCAGCCUCACAAAUUUUGUAUCUCUGCUUUUCCAUUUUCUUAUAAGCAUCUGCCUCACCAAUGCCCUGUACUGUUAUGAGACAGGAAACUUCACAACCAAUAGCACCUAUGCAAAGAACCGGGCUCUGGUCCUCUCUUCUCUAGCUUCAAAUGUCACGGCAAAUGGUGGUUUCUACACCGCCACAGUGGGCCAAGGCACGGAUAAAGUUUAUGGUCUGGUGCUUUGCAGAGCAGACACUCCAUCAGAUGCUUGUUCCAAGUGUGUCAAUACUACAAUUACGGAAUUAAUUGAAAAGUGUCCUAACCAGAAAGAAGCAAUUUCAUGGGGUGGGGGUCCUCCUUGUAUUCUACGGUACGCAAACCGCUCAAUUUUCGGAUUACUGGAGCUACAACCUACUGAUGCUGGGUAUAAUGUCAAUAACAUCACAUCUAAUAUGGAAGAGUUUGAUCAGACAUGGAGCGGUUUGAUGUCUCGCAUCGUAACAAAAGCUUCCAUGGGCUCUUCUAAGGUGAAAUUUGCAACUGAAGAAGCAGACUUAACACCUUUUCAGAAAAUAUACGCAUUGAUGCAGUGCACUCCUGAUAUGUCCCAGAGUAAUUGCAGCUAUUGCCUACAAAAGGCAGUGGGAUAUUAUCAAUCUUGUUGCCAUGGGAAGCAAGGAGGUUAUGUUCACAAACCUAACUGUAUUUUCCGGUGGGAUUUGUAUCCAUUCUACAAUUCUAUUGCUGAUGCUCUGCCUCCAACACCUCCACCCAGUAUUUCUCCCCCCUCAACCAACAAUACAAUAAGCAAAGAGAACGGAACGGCAACUACUCGAACUGUUGUUAUCAUCACUGUUCCUGCAAUUGUCUUCGCAGCUCUUGUUGCCCUCACUUGCAGCCUUUUCUAUUAUAGGAAGUCCAAGCAAGAAACCAAAAGUGAAGAUUUGGACGAAAAUAGAAGCAAAGAAUGCUUGAAAUUCAAUUUUGAGACUAUCAGACUUGCAACAGAAGACUUCUCUGAUCAUAAUAAGCUUGGACAAGGUGGAUUUGGUGCUGUUUACAAGGGUGUGCUUUCAGACGGACAAGUAGUAGCAGUAAAGAGGCUAUCAAGGAACUCUAAGCAAGAAGAAGUUGAUUUUAAGAACGAGGUCAUGCUAGUGGCCAGGCUUCAACAUAGGAAUUUGGUUAGACUCUUGGGUUUCUGUUUUGAAGGACAUGAAAGGCUUCUCAUAUAUGAAUAUGUUCCAAAUUCAAGUCUCGACCAUUACAUAUUUGAUCUAGAGAAGCGUUUACUAACAAAUUGGGGCACACGCUACAAAAUUAUAGUGGGCAUAGCUCGAGGAAUUCUUUAUCUUCAUGAAGAUUCUCAACUUCGGAUUAUUCAUCGUGAUCUCAAAGUCAGUAAUAUUCUACUAGACGAAGAAAUGAAUCCCAAAAUUUCAGACUUUGGAACAGCAAGGUUGUUUCCAACAGAUCAAUCUGAGGAUGCUACAAGUAAAAUUGUGGGAACCUUCGGCUACAUGGCUCCAGAGUACGCAUUUCAAGGGAUCCUCUCAGUGAAGUUAGAUGUUUUUAGCUUUGGUGUAUUGAUUUUGGAAAUUAUUAGUGGCCAAAAGUGCAAUAAAUUCCGUAAUGGUGAAGAAGAAGAAGAGAGGGACCUUAUAACCUAUGCAUGGGAUAAUUGGAUUGAAGGAACUGCUUCAAAUAUCAUAGAUCCUAUUCUGAUAGGAGCUGCUUCGACACCUGACAUCCUGAGGUGUAUCCAAAUAGGAUUACUGUGCGUACAAGCAGAUGCAGGAAAAAGACCAACUAUGGCUUCGGUGGUUCUCAUGCUUGAUAGUUGCUCUGUUGCUUUACCAGCAUCGUCAAAACCUGGAUAUUUUGUGUAUAGCGAACAUAUGUCAAUUCUGUCUGGUAAUCAAUCCAAAAGCCGCUCUGCCCAACUCUCUGCUAAUCAGUGUUCAAUUUCAGAGUUAGAACCACGAUAAAAAUAUUGGAGCAUGGCAGUUACUUUAAUCAUUUUUUUUCUACUUGUUUUGGGACUAUGUUUGGUUGGAGUAAUAUAAUAUAAUAUUAUCAAUUAUGUAAUAAGAAGCAGUUUAUGGGAUGAAUUGGAUAAGUUAACUCCAAUUUGGUUACAA
Hevea brasiliensis (rubber tree) is the source of this 2347-nucleotide messenger RNA. RefSeq names its product cysteine-rich receptor-like protein kinase 44. Bases 209 to 2194 code for a protein of 661 amino acids. Gene Ontology annotation, biological process: protein phosphorylation. The transcript has 7 exons. Lineage: Eukaryota; Viridiplantae; Streptophyta; Magnoliopsida; Malpighiales; Euphorbiaceae. Gene Ontology annotation, molecular function: protein kinase activity; ATP binding. The record is from RefSeq and is a predicted model, not a curated record.